GCAGCAGCAGCAGCAGCAGCGCUCCCGCACCACACAGCGCUCAUCACCUUUCCUCUGCACCGUCUUACACCCCGGCAGACAUGGACCUGGACGUGCUGAUGUCCGCGCUCCCCGUCCUCCACGCGUCUGCGCUCUAGCCGUGCGCUCCGCGGGCCCCGAGACGGCACGUCCCCGCUGCACAACCGCGACAAGGAGACUGUUGUUAUUGCGUCCCCAUCGGCUGAGACGCCACCGUGUAAGGUCGAGGCUAGAGACUUGUGCAGCAGCAGAGAGAAGAGAGAGAGAGAGAGAGAGAGAGAGAGAGAGAGAGGGAGAGGACCGCACGGUCGUGACAGCAGAGGGCCGAUUUUUCAGGAUAUCGUGGCGACCGAGGGCGGCUUUCUGCGUCCUCCAUCAUGGCGAGUGACUCUCCGGCUCGGAGUCUGGACGAAAUCGACCUGUCCGCUUUGAGGGAUCCUGCUGGCAUCUUUGAGCUGGUUGAGCUGGUGGGAAAUGGCACCUACGGGCAGGUGUACAAGGGUCGCCAUGUUAAGACCGGGCAGCUGGCAGCCAUCAAGGUCAUGGAUGUCACUGGGGAUGAAGAAGAGGAGAUUAAAGCGGAAAUUAACAUGCUGAAGAAGUACAGCCACCACCGGAACAUCGCCACCUACUACGGAGCCUUCGUCAAGAAGAACCCUCCCGGCAUAGACGACCAGCUCUGGCUGGUCAUGGAGUUCUGCGGAGCCGGCUCGGUGACGGACCUGAUCAAGAACACCAAGGGCAACUCUCUGAAAGAGGAGUGGACCGCUUACAUCUGCCGAGAGAUUCUCAGGGGCCUGACUCAUCUCCAUCAGCACAAGGUCAUCCACAGAGACAUCAAGGGACAGAACGUCCUGCUGACUGAGAACGCAGAGGUCAAACUAGUGGACUUCGGUGUUUCGGCCCAGUUGGACAGAACAGUGGGAAGGAGGAACACUUUCAUCGGGACGCCGUAUUGGAUGGCGCCCGAGGUCAUCGCCUGUGACGAGAACCCCGACGCCACGUACGACUUCAAGAGUGAUUUAUGGUCAUUGGGAAUCACGGCAAUAGAGAUGGCUGAAGGAGCACCACCGCUGUGCGACAUGCACCCAAUGAGAGCCCUCUUCCUCAUCCCGCGCAACCCCGCCCCCAGACUCAAGUCGAAAAAGUGGUCAAAGAAGUUCCAGUCGUUCAUUGAGAGCUGCCUGGUGAAGAGCCACAGCCAGAGACCCAGCACGGAGCAGCUCCUCAAGCACCCGUUCAUCAGGGACCUGCCAAACGAGAGGCAGAUCCGCAUCCAGCUGAAGGACCACAUCGACCGCACCAAGAAGAAGAGGGGAGAGAGGGAUGAGACAGAGUACGAGUACAGCGGCAGUGAAGAGGAGGAUGAAGAAAGAGACAUGGGUGAACCGAGCUCCAUCAUCAACAUACCCGGCGAGUCGACCCUGAGGCGGGACUUCCUGCGUCUCCAGCUGGCCAACAAGGAGCGCUCGGAGGCGCAGCGGCGGCAGCAGCUGGAGCAGCAGCAGAACGAAGAGCACAAGCGCUUACUGUUGGCCGAGAGACAGAAACGCAUCGAGGAGCAGAAGGAGCAGAGGCGGCGGCUGGAGGAGCAGCAGCAGCGAGAGCGCGAGCUGAGGAAACAGCAUGAGAGGGAGCAGAGGAGGCGCUACGAGGAAAUGGAGCAGCUCCGCAGAGAGGAGGAGAGGAGGCACGCGGAGAGAGAACAGGAGUAUAUCCGUAGACAGCUGGAAGAGGAACAGAGGCAGUUAGAGAUUCUCCAGCAGCAGCUACUACAGGAACAAGCAUUACUGCUGGAGUACAAGCGUAAGCAGGUAGAGGAACAGCGGCAGGCGGAGCGGCUACAGAGGCAGCUCCAGCAGGAGAGAGCCUACCUGGUGUCUCUACAGCAGCAGCAGCAGCAACAGCAGCAGCAGCAGCAACAGCAGGAGGGAAGGCCAGCUGAGAAGAAACCACUCUACCACUACAAAGAUAUCAUCAAUCCUAAUGACAAGCCAGCCUGGGCCAAAGAGGUCCAGAAGCAGCAGCAUGUUAAGGGUAACCCACCCCACUCCAAACUACGACAUCACCAGUCAUUCAACCAACGGGCUUCAUCCCCUGGCUCUCAAGGCCAGCACAGAGCUCAGGCCCCUAGGCGAACUCCAUCCCAUGGUGCCCAGCCCCUCUCCAACCACCUCCCCAAUAUCCGUAUUUCACUCAAUCCCGGAGAACCCCUAGAUCCUGGGUUGAAGCAGGAGAUAAGUCAGCAAGUCAGAGAGUUUAGGGCUCAGAAACUCAGUCAGAGAGGGCGCAACCCAGUGCCAGUCCAGGAGCACAACCAGUCUAAUCCAGUGCCCAACCCUUAUGCUCUGGGGCCCAGUAAUCAGCAAGAAAAGUCUAGAGACAGGCCUCUCUCUGCCCCUAAUCAGGCAGCAAUCCAAGGGCUAAUGUGUCCCGACCCACAACUUAAGGCCCUACAACCUUAUCCUCAGUCCCCAAGACAGGUCCAGGAACCCCGGUCUGGAUCCAACGCUAUCUCCAUUCCUGCAGUAAAACUGGUGGAGGAGCGAUCUAAGCUGAACAGACAGAGCUCCCCAGCGCUGCAGCACAAAGUGUCCAACCGCAUCUCCGACCCCUCCCUCCCUCCCCGCUCCGAGUCCUUCAGCAGCGGGGGCAUGCAGCCCGCCCGCACCCCACCCAUCCACCGCUCCAUCGAACCACAGAUGGCUCACCUGGUGCCAGUGAAGACCCACUCCAGCUCCAUGUCUGGCUCUCAGUCUCUGCAGGACCAGACGGGUUCAGCUCUGAGCGAGGGCGUCAGCGCAGGCUCCCCCAGGCCUGAGAUGCCCCGGCAGAACUCAGAUCCCACUUCUGACACCCCGGGACCCCCGAUGCGCAUAGCAGGCAGGGAGGAGCGGGAUCGGGAACGAGAAAGAGACAGAGAUCGGGACAGGACCGCCUGGCUGAGAGAAGAGGACAUCCCACCUAAGGUCCCCCAGAGGACCACUUCCAUCUCCCCAGCCUUGGUCAGGAAGAACUCGCCUAACGGAGGAGUGGGUCUGGGCCCUCGCACAGGUUCUCAGCUCAUACGUGCUAGUAACCCAGACCUGCGGCGCUCGGAGCUGUCUCUGGACGCCAUGCUGCAAAGAACUUCCUCCAACUCGUCAUCCUCCUCCUCCCCUUCAUCUCAGGGAGGCUCGGCCGAGAGGAGAGGUCAAACCAAGCAGGAAGGAUCCCCGCCAGGAGCCAAUAAGGAGGCGAAGCCCAAGCAGGAGGAGGGCCGUGAAUCAGCCAGACCCAGCAGACCCGCUGACCUAAGUGCAUUGGCCAAGGAGCUCCGAGAACUGAGGGUAGAGGAGGGCAGCAGACCUCCAGUCAAGGUGACGGAUUACUCGUCUUCUAGCGAAGAUUCAGAGAGCAGCGAUGAGGACGGGGAGACGGUGGGACAUGAUGGGACUGUUGCUGUUAGCGACAUCCCCCGCAUCAUGCCAGCAGUGCAGAGCAGUGGUGAGUCGUAUGGAGGCCUGACAGAGGACUCUCUGGGAGAAGCCUAUAAUAGCUCCAAGGACGGAACUCUAGUGAUGAGAGAGGCAGAGGAGAGGAGGAGAGGCGGUCACAGCGAGAGCAACGGGUUCGGGAAUCACAGCAACCAUGGCAACCUCCCCGACCUGGUGCAGCAGAGCAACUCUCCCUCGGCCACACCCACCACAGCCCUGCAGGAGCUGAGCGACAUGGCGGAGUUCGGCGUGGGCGGGUCCAAAGCGUCCUUCACCCCAUUCGUUGAUCCUCGCGUCUAUCAAACCUCCCCAGGUGAAACUGACGAUGAGAACUCAGCGGCAGCCAUGUUUGCUAACGAGCUGCUGAGGCAGGAGCAGGCCAGACUAAACGAAGCCAGAAAGAUCUCCGUGGUCAACGUCAACCCGACCAACAUCCGACCCCACAGUGACACGCCAGAGAUCCGCAAAUACAAGAAACGCUUCAACUCUGAGAUCCUGUGUGCGGCACUCUGGGGUGUGAACCUGCUGGUGGGGACAGAGAAUGGCCUUAUGCUGCUCGACCGCAGUGGACAAGGAAAAGUCUACAACCUGAUCACCAGGCGGCGCUUCCUACAGAUGGAUGUGCUGGAGGGGCUCAAUGUGCUGGUCACCAUAUCUGGGAAAAAGAAUAAGUUACGUGUCUACUACUUGUCCUGGCUGAGGAACAGAAUAUUACACAAUGACCCGGAAGUAGAGAAGAAGCAGGGUUGGAUCACGGUUGGAGAGCUGGAAGGCUGCGUGCAUUAUAAAGUUGUGAAAUAUGAGAGGAUCAAGUUUCUGGUGAUUGCACUGAAGAACUCUGUGGAAAUCUACGCCUGGGCUCCCAAACCUUACCACAAGUUCAUGGCCUUUAAGUCAUUCACUGAGCUGCAGCACCGUCCCCAGCUGGUUGACCUCACGGUGGAAGAAGGCCAGAGGUUAAAGGUCAUCUACGGCUCCAGCGUGGGCUUCCAUGUCAUCGACGUGGACUCGGGCAACCCAUACGACAUCUACAUCCCCUCACAUAUCCAGAGCCAGGUGACGCCCCAUGCCAUCGUGGUGCUCCCGAAGACCGACGGGAUGGAGAUGCUGCUGUGUUACGAGGACGAGGGCGUCUACGUGAACACCUACGGUCGAAUCACCAAGGACGUGGUGCUACAGUGGGGAGAGAUGCCUACCUCCGUUGCCUAUAUCCAUUCAAAUCAGAUUAUGGGCUGGGGUGAGAAAGCCAUAGAGAUCCGCUCCGUGGAGACAGGCCAUCUGGAUGGAGUCUUCAUGCACAAAAGGGCCCAGAGACUUAAAUUCCUCUGUGAGCGGAACGACAAGGUGUUCUUUGCAUCCGUGCGUUCCGGAGGUAGCAGCCAAGUCUUCUUCAUGACCCUCAACAGAAACUCCAUGAUGAACUGGUGAUGGCUCCUCCCACCUGUCCGCUCUGCCUCACCCUCCCAUCGGCCUGUCGGGAGGUAACCCGCCAUGGCCCCGCGGCAGAUCUCACAAAAGGAACCUGAUUGACUGAGAAAGCCACAAGUGAACUCUUGAAACACCCUGAGAGACUGAAUUGGCGUUGGAACAAAACAAAAAAGAAGUUACUGUAGAGAAAAACAACAAAGUCCUGUUCUAAAUGAAGAGACAUGCUACCCUAGAUUAUGUCGGGUCAUGCAGAAGCCAUCGUUACUCAACCGACUGGCAAACUGGUGCCACUGACUUCCCAAAUAUCUUUUUCUGUCUUUGUCUGUAGCUCUUUUCCCUUUUUGUCCGUCUCUCGUCUCCACCAGUGCAUCCAGGUGUACAAGGGUAGAGUGCACUUUACACCUGCCUCCUUCUAUAUCCCUCUUCUUCCUUUUUGACCUGCUCUGCUCCCUCCUCCUCCUCCUCCCUGCUUAGAUCUAGUCGUCACUUUACCGAUCCUUUGACACCGGCGUCUUCCAUUUUCCACGCUUCCUAUCUGCCAUGUGUGGUCUCAUAUCCAGCGGAAAUACUACACCUCAGAGGUCGGGGAAACAGAUGAAUGAGAUUUAAUAUAAACUUAAAUAUAUACUUCAGAGUAUGACAGUUCAGGGAGGGCAGCUGAGGGAUGACAAAUCCAUUUCUGGAUGUCGGUGGUGAAAACGGACAGUCUGAUUGAUUUUCUUUCUCCUUUGUCUGUCCUCCUCCUCCUCCUCCUUCACUUCCUCCUCCUGCCAUCUUUUCGGGCUCUGAGUAAACCCAAUUGUGAUUUAAUGUUCGAUCGCAUUCCUCUGAUAAAGAUGCGAUGAGACUCCGCUGUCAUCGGCGGGUUGUAACAGUAUGCAACAAUGAUUUGUGUCCCUUUAAAAAUGAACUCACCGGUCCAUUCCUUCACCGUCUUUCCUUCGUCCUGCCAUCUUUACACUCAUCUCCCUGUUCUCACUCUUCCGUCUUUAAACUCUGAAGGUGCUGCAUCAGAUAUACUGUAAUAUUAAAUGAACAACGAGAGCGUCAUUCUGUUCUUUUCUUUUCUUUUUCUGUGGCUGACUCAAUCAGUCUUUGAAGCUUGAUGAAAUGUACAGCACAUCUGUGUCUCUGAAAAAUCAGGAGUGUAUGUAAGCGAGUGCAUAAGUGCGCGUGUUCGUGUGUGUGUGUGUGUGUGUGUGUGUGUGUGCACAACAUGAGUCCCAUUCAAAUCAGUUUCGAAUCAAAGUGGGAUAUCGAAAAAAAAAUCCGGGAAAAAAAAGAGUCAUGUGAUCGAGCCUCUGUGCGUGAACUUUUACCUUAAUGCAAUCAAAGCAACAUUGAGUGUGUUUACAUGCAGAUUUAUGAUAUUAUCUUCUUAGUAUGGAGUUUAUGAGUUGGUGUAUUUGAACACCAAGCAUUUAAAAAAAUAGGCAAUAUUAGUGGUUACUUUUGUUUUUGGAGUGUGCUUUUGUUUCCUUUAGCACAGUAGCAUUUUUUAGCUAUUCAUGAAUACAGCCACGGUGCUGUAGAUGCCGUGAAUAUGCUUAUCCUGAACACAACCUUGGCAGGAUCUACGAGCUACUGUCCCGAAUACUGUGCGCAUGUGAAAGCACUCACUGUCGAAAGCUGUGGUGUCCUUUUUUUUUUUUUUUUCUUUGAACAACCAUGCUCCUCCUUCCCCACCGAUUGUUUCUUCUGAUUUUGGCUCCAGCCUGUUUGUACAGUGCCUAGCAUGAUGUAAGCAAAAACAAAAAUGGAGGCCAAAUGAUUAGCGCUCACGUUUUUAUGACUCAUCAUUUUCGUUGCCUGUUUGGUUACUUUUCACUUCUCUUCUUCUUUUGUGUUAUUAUCUAACUUUAACACACUGAAAAUGUUACUUGUCUCCUCUGGUGGAGGUGUGCGUUAACAAAAUUUAAGACUUGAUUUGAAUUGAAUUUGUUUCUUGAAUUUAUUCUUUGAAAGGAGUAACUAAAUACGGUGUGACAAAUCCUUUUGCCGUUUUCUUUCUAAAUAUUUAGCACAGCUCAAUCAUUAAUACAUACUGUAUUGAAUUUAUAACACUAUUGAGGAUUCUUGCAUACUCAUCCAUGUUGGAGAGCACUGUAAUGCAGAUUAUUCUUUCUUUCUGGUGGAUGUACUGUGGGUUUUUGGCAGUAUUUUAGCCUAUGGUUAACAAAUGGAAGAACAACAACAACAACAACAGAUCUGACUCAUUCGAAUCAAGUUUUUCUGUACAAUUUAUUUCUGUCAUAUUUUUAAGGACUUUUUACACAUCCACACUGUAGCUGUUCCUGUGCAGCUCUACGUUAGGUCAACUGAUCUCUGUUAGGGGGAGCAGGUUAACAUUUUAGCAAUAAAGAGCCGAGCUGAAGAAACCACUGUCUUCCCUGUGUGUGUGUGUGUGUGUGUGCAUGCAUGCAUCUGUGUGUCUGAUUAAUGAGCAAGUGUGAAUGCGGGGCAUUAUUACUUUUGUUAGUCCACCACGGAACUCACUCUUCCCGUUUGGAAAAAAAAUGCUGAUGGUCGUUACACUGAGGACUCUCCUUUCAAAGACGAAACCACUGUAUUCUUGAUUCUAUUUUAUUUCUUUGUUUUCUUUUAUUUUGAAAGAGCAUUACUAAUGUCCUGUUUUGGGAUUUAUUUGUUUUGUAAAAGAGAAGCUGUAAGAGAGAAAUAAAUGAAACUAGAGCAUUA
Molecule: messenger RNA, 7619 nt
Organism: Acanthopagrus latus (yellowfin seabream)
Lineage: Eukaryota; Metazoa; Chordata; Actinopteri; Spariformes; Sparidae
Gene: tnika
Product: TRAF2 and NCK interacting kinase a
Exons: 34
Coding region: 396-4922 (1508 amino acids)
Biological process (GO): protein phosphorylation
Molecular function (GO): protein kinase activity; ATP binding
Source: RefSeq, a predicted model, not a curated record